Messenger RNA from Anastrepha ludens (Mexican fruit fly), 594 nucleotides. Its product is annotated as UPF0184 protein CG14818. The transcript is spliced from 3 exons. The record is from RefSeq and is a predicted model, not a curated record. Bases 180 to 482 code for a protein of 100 amino acids. NCBI's taxonomy places the organism in Eukaryota, Metazoa, Arthropoda, Insecta, Diptera, Tephritidae.
AAUAUUCAUUUUUAUAUGUAAACUUUUAGAUAUACAAAUAAAUCACAGUACAGAAAAAAUAAAUCACGUUAAAAGGGUAAAAGAAAAGUCAGCUGACCAAAUUGCAACAAAAGUAUACAAAACUAUUCCAGCAGGACGAAAGCAAUUUAAUCUAAAAACAAACUACCGAAGCAUACAAAAUGACACCCAAAAAUAUUGAUGAUCCAGUGGACGGCAAUUCCUCCGCAAAUGCAGGAGAAUCUGAUCUGCGAGAAGUGCAAGAUGUUAACGAAAGCCUAGAUGAGCUCACUAAAGUUUUGGACUUUUUCGAACAACGUACCGACGAUAUGAUUGCCCAGCUUAAAGUACUACUUGAUUCCAAUCGAGAAAUACGCCAACAAAUAGCUCAAGAUAAAGAAAAGGAGACUACCGCCUCUUUGGCAGCAGUGAGCAUUAGCUGUAAAGCUGAAGACGCUGAUGCAAUUGAGAACACCGAUGGUUAAGUGCGUUGAACGUUUAUGCACGGGAAAUGUGCAUACAAAAGUAUUAUAGGCCGUGAAAUCUUCGUUAACAUUUGCUUGCUUUGGUUUAAUUAAUUAGCUUAAAUACAUGUAU